Gymnodraco acuticeps is the source of this 5572-nucleotide messenger RNA. It is a transcript of the gene asic1c, whose product is annotated as acid-sensing (proton-gated) ion channel 1c. The coding region runs from base 1067 to 2638 and encodes 523 amino acids. Gene Ontology annotation, biological process: sodium ion transmembrane transport. Gene Ontology annotation, cellular component: membrane. The record is from RefSeq and is a predicted model, not a curated record. NCBI's taxonomy places the organism in Eukaryota, Metazoa, Chordata, Actinopteri, Perciformes, Bathydraconidae. The transcript has 11 exons.
GUGUGAGAACAGACACACAGGCAAAGCAGCCAUUCAGCAGUGGGAUGGAUCCUGACUACUAAAGAGGGAGAGGGAGAGAGAGACCGAAAGAGCGAGAGAGCAAGAUAUGGGGGAGUGGUGGGUGAGAGAGAGGAAGCGAAAAAGAGAGUGAAAGGUUCCACACGGCAGAAUAUAAAUCUGUAUGUUAACAGGACUAAAGCUGGAGGUCUCGAAGCGGCAUUAGUGGUCAUACUGGUGGGGGGUGGACAUAAAGCAUCAAGAGGUGGUCUUCCCUAUGAACUGAGGAUCUGUGCAAAUAAGGAACUAAAACCCGUGGGAGCCGUGAACGCUGGUUGUCAAGCACAGUGGUGGGCUGGUCGGAGGUCUGUGACCCCCUCAUUUGUAUUUCUGGAAGAAAGAAGAAGAGCAAAAAAGGCACGAGCGAAAGAGGAAGGUGGCUGCGAGGGACCCGUGAGCCAUUUCUCUCUUUGAUUACUUCCAUUCCCCAAACCAUUGCAUCCCAUUAUCACAGCGAUGUAGAGGUAUUCUCUUCGGUUAGAGUAGGAAGGGUCCCAUUGACUGCUGAGGCUUAGCACCUCUCUCCAAGCGCUAGCCCUUUUCAUUGUGGUCCCCCCCCUCAUCUCUCGCCUCUAUCCUUUACGUCUGCUGUUUCUUUUCUUGUCCCUUGUAUUCUUGUCCUUUUUCACAGCACUCAGGAAUCAGGAGGCAUUGCGUUUUGGUAGAAGUGGGUGUUUCUGGAGCUGUCAUUGUGUUGGGUGCCGCUACAAAGGACAGCUGAGCAGGGAGUGAGAGAGACAGCUUUGGGGAUAAUAAAAUAGCAGCCUGAAAGAACGGGGGGGACCUGGGACAACAGGAACAGCUGACAACCAGUGUAAGGUGAAUUGUGAUGAAAAAGAAAACUGUUACAGAGACUGCCAACCAUUUUAAGGUAGCUAUUUAUUGACACCAUCAACACUUCUGGAGGAAAUAAAGAAGCAGUGUGCCAAACUAACACUGCCGGCUGGAUUCUGCUAUUGCUGUUGCUAAGCAAAGUCUUUAACCAGACAGUAUUGAGCACUCUACAGCCAUGAAAGAAAGCUCAGAGGAAAGCAUUGAAAGCACCAGGCCCUCCAACCUGCACGCUUUUGCCAACAUAUCCACCCUACAUGGCAUGAGUCACAUUUUCGCCUAUGGGCACAUGACAUUCCGUCGGUUUCUUUGGACUAUUUCCUUUCUUGGUUCACUAAGCUUACUGAUGCUGGUGUGCAUGGAUCGAGUGUCCUAUUACCUGGAGUAUCCUCACGUAACCAAACUAGACGAAGUGGCGGCGCCGAACCUCACCUUCCCAGCCGUUACCUUCUGUAACCUCAACGAGUUUCGCUUCUCCAAAAUCACAAAAAAUGACCUGUAUCAUGCGGGAGAGCUCUUGGCCCUCCUGAAUAAUAACUACCAAAUAGCCAACACACACUUGGCUGAGCCCGAGGUCCUGGCUGCUCUAAAGGAUAAGGCGAACUUUCAGAACUUCAAGCCCAAACAGUUCAACAUGACUGACUUCUAUAAUCGUACGGGUCAUGACAUCGGGGAAAUGCUACUGCAGUGCACCUUUCGAGGAGAAAAUUGCCACCCGGCUAACUUCACUAUUAUUUACACACGCUACGGAAAAUGCUACACUUUCAACUCUGGAAAAGACGGCAACCCUUUGUUGACCACGUUAAAAGGCGGCACGGGGAACGGCUUGGAGAUCAUGUUGGACAUCCAGCAGGAUGAAUACCUGCCUGUUUGGGGAGAGACAGAUGAGACCUCCUACGAAGCAGGCAUCAAGGUUCAGAUCCACAGCCAGGACGAGCCGCCCUUCAUUGACCAACUGGGAUUUGGUGUGGCCCCUGGUUUUCAAACUUUUGUGUCAUGUCAGCAGCAACUGCUUCAGUACCUCCCUCCGCCUUGGGGAGAUUGCAAGUCUACUCCCAUAGACUCUGAAUUCUUCUCCACGUACAGCAUCACCGCCUGCCGCAUUGACUGUGAAACUCGGUACCUGCUGGAGAACUGCAACUGCAGGAUGGUUCACAUGCCUGGGACCUCAACAGUUUGCACACCUGAGCAGUACAAAGACUGUGCUGACCCAGCUUUAGACUUUUUGGUAGAGAAAGACAACGAUUACUGUGUGUGUGAGACCCCCUGCAACAUGACUCGCUAUGGCAAGGAGCUGUCCAUGGUUAAGAUCCCCAGUAAGGCAUCUGCUAAAUAUCUGGCUAAGAAAUUCAACAAAACUGAGCAGUAUAUUGGAGAAAAUUUAUUGGUAAUGGACAUCUUCUUUGAAGCUCUGAAUUACGAGAAGAUUGAGCAGAAGAAAGCCUAUGAAAUUGCCGGGCUCCUCGGUGACAUUGGAGGUCAGAUGGGACUGUUCAUCGGAGCCAGCGUCCUAACUAUACUGGAAAUAUUUGACUACUUGUAUGAGGUGUUUAAGGAUAAGGUUUUGGGCUACUUCGUUCGCAAGAAACGUCCUCAGCGUUGUCAGAGCGACAAUCUGGAGUUUCCAGAGAACCCAACCAGCCCUGGUGUCACGCCUAAUCAUGCCCCCAGAGCACCUGUGACACCCUCCGGAGUCACUCGGAGAGUCUCGGAUUCACGCCGAACAUGUUACCUCGUCACCCGACUCUAGGCAACUUCGAGGAGUUUGCUUGUUGACAACAUAAAGAAGGGGGUGGGGGGAGGCAGGGGGGCACAUCCGGGGACUCGACAGCAAACUGUGACUUAAUUUAUGUAUUUAACAGAAACCGUUUGAGUAUACUAUAGUAGAGUUUAUCAAUGCCUGAAUAGAAAUAGAGUACUAUCAUCAGAAGAAAAAAAAAAAGAGGGAGACCACUUCCAAAACAGAACUCAGGUUUAACUGCCAUGUCAAGGCAUCUGUGUUAAUUUAUUCAUGUUUCAUUUAGUGGAUUUGUUUUUCUUAUGCUCUCACUUUUGAGUUAUACAAGCAGAAUAUAGAAAUAUGUUUAUAAAAUGCUUUCUGAGCUGUGAUGAGGUGUAGCACUGCUGUGCCUGCUUUGCUGUAUACGUACCUCAACAAAUGAUAAUUGUGGAUUGGUAUCUGCAGCAGAGCAGAUUCUCAGCAGGGUUACGUCUCCAGCAUCUAACACAUGCUGUAGUGAGUGACCUUAUACUGUCACCAGCUGGAACAGGAGAGCCCUUUUACAUCUCAGUGAGCUGAUUGUUGGAUAAAAGAGCCGCUCAAUCCUGAAUCCCCUCACUAGACUGGUGUUUAAUGUUGCCUUUUGCUACUGUGAGGCUCUUAUGAAUUUAAAUGGCUGUGCUUAAUCAAUUUAAAAACAGAAAGGGAACUUGAUUAUUUGUAUAUAUGCAAGUAUCUGGUUUUGUUCCACAGGGAUGGCAGAAACUACUGAACUGGAUGUGUUAGUUAACUUAAGUCGCUUUCUACAUGUAGUAAGGGUUAAUUAAAGAGUCAGGAGGCCCGAACAAGGCUAUUGAUUGUAUCUUUAUAUCCUGACAUUUCUAUUUCCAUUGUUUUUACAUAUUUUGGGAUUACCUUGCUGUGCAGUGAACAUAUAUGCUAGCAUGCAGCUUGCUGCAGAAGUUAGCCCUUAUUUACAGUGAAUUCAUUAGAAGAGAAACAAUUUCCCUUUUGCCUUUUUAAUCAUUCUCAGAAACAGUUUUUCCAUUGCUGUGUCUUAAAGGUGUCCAUCAGCACAACCCCCUGUGGUAGUAACCUAUUCUCUAUUGAACAUAAGAAGACCUAAAGAGGUGUGUUGGUGACAUUCCUGAACUUGACAGAAACUUGUAAAUACCCGCAAUCAAAUGCCAUGAAGAAAUUCUGUACUGCUUAUGUGAGACAUUUGUCAAAUAUAUACUGUAUAUAUAUCAAUAUAUCUGAAUAUAGAUAUAUAUAGAGGAAGAUAAAGUGAUCUCCUUUCUGUUCUUACUCCAGAGAAGGAAUUUGGACUUUCUAUCUGGGUGGACCGUAAGUGUCUUUGAGUUUCUGGUGAUUAUAGCGUCAAAACAUUAAAGCCCCAUUUAAAACAAUUGAUUUAUAACGGAAAUGCAUUGUAAAAUUUGACCAUUGUAUCAUUUUAUUAUUAUUACAGAACAUGUAAUAAGUCACAAAUAACAGUUUGUGAUGUAUAAAUGAACAAGUAUAAUAAACUCAAUAUUUACCCAUCUUACUCACGUACACAACUUUUCUUCUGAUCUUCGUGUGAGUCUCUCGUUGUUAAUAUUCACUGUUAUUUAAAUCCUUGACACUACAGUUUUGGACUUGUUACACUCACAUAUCCUCACUAUAAAUACUUUACUGGAAAUUCAGAGUCGUUUUUUUUAAUGUGAAAGUAUAAUGCUAAUCAAGUUAAGUGGUGUUCAUAACACUGUAGCUUUAUACUCUGUGUAUUAGAUGUUGAUGUGAAGCACAAACCUUUGGAGAUCAGCCAUCACUUGAAAGCCAAUGACUGGACGUCUAUGGUUGUGACUACCUUUUGUGGCUCUAGUUUUAAAUACACACCCUGUUACUUGGUGUGUUCACUUCUCGAUCAUUAAUAGGAAAAAGGGCGCUUGCCAAGAGCAGCCAGAGACCUCGUUGUGAAGAGACUUUAUCCAAAUGGAAAACGUACUUUUCAGGAAAAAAGGUGAAUCAGCGGCAUUGUGUCAUGAGCAAUAAAUGCACUGAAACUAAAAUAGUUGAUACAUUAAAAAAAAGAUUUGGGAUUCCCAUUUUUAAUAAAUGAUGUUUUCACCGGCUGGACUGAUAGACUGAACAGCUGCAACACAGAUGUAUGAUAUGAAAAUUGUAUAUUAGCCAUCAUUAGCUAAUUAAAGAGACAAAUGCCAAUUCAUGUUACACAAUGAUGCUAUUCUGAUGUUGCUGCAUUGUCAUGAUGAUUCUGAGUGUGUGUGUGUGUGUGUGUCAUGUUGUUCGGGUUAAGAAGCAUACAAAUGACCCACCAUUUACCACAAACUGGCUGAAGGAUGUGUGAAAAUGUCCCGGGUCUUUACCUCUCUCUCCCCUCACCCCCUGGCUACCUUUCACAGAACAGCAGAAACUAUAACUGUUAGUCCUCCUGGUAUUUGCCGCAUAGUUAUGGCCAAGUAGAAAACCGUACUCUAUAUAUUUCUGUCGCCUAACACUGACAUUUGAAUAAUUAUAUUUCCAACUAAUUAUGUCAUAUCAUCCAUUAUUCUCCCUUGCAUGACCUAUUUUCUCUGUUCUCUUAAUGUAAUCUUAGUCAUGCUAUUCACUUUGUAUGGUCCAAAAUGUAUAUUCUGGAGCCAGAUGAAUCAAAAGGAUGUUCUGCAGGUCCUCCUCAAACCAGGCUUGGGAUCGUGCAAUACCCAAAAAGGGAAGAUGUGGGAAAACUGAUAAAUCUUUCCAUCAAUUUUUAUGGAUAUAAUAAACAUAAUGUGGCUUAAAGUAGAAAUAAAUGUGCCUUCAAGACUGGUUGUAACAGGUAACAUCAAGAUUUCCAUGCGUACAAAGAUCUGGGGAACUGAACUUGCUUCAUCUGGCUCUACGUGCUUUAUGUGCAUUUUAUUGUAGAUAUGUGAUUUUAACUCUGAAUUGUACAUUAAAUAGUUAAUACACACUUAA